CGUCGCUCGACUGCAAAGACAGUGACACGAUAAAUCUUGCACGAAAUUUUGCCCGCGAUAAUUCCCGCAGAUCAUUCCACCCCUCACGCACACAAUCACCUCCAUGUGAACGUCGUAAAUCUCGUGCGGUGGAAAAAAAAAUAACAGUCAGUCUGUACAAGAUGGCCGCCCGGUUGACAUCGGCCUUCUACCACUUCACCCUUAUUUUGCAUCUGUUUUUGCUGAUUAAUUACAAUUAUGGGGAACGAAUUGGUGAUAAAGCUGGCACUCUUCAUAUGUACGAGGAUAAAGGGAAUGAGCGGGGGAGGAGGAGUUUUGUUGUCGAUAGGAGUGAGUUUGAUGAUUAUGUUGGGGAAACGUCAUUCGUGCGAAAUCGAAGGGAUACGGCCAAAAACUCGACCAGUGGAAUACCCUAUGUCAAUCCGAACAUCACAACAAAGGUGAAUGUCUUGAACGACUCUCAUCAGCAGCUGAUGGUCCACUGGGUAGGCGAGAAAUCCGACGUGAUAAUCUGCCUAGCCAGGGACAGCUCAUCAACAGCACGAUCCCCAACUAAUAAAGCAGCUGGUCCAUCCAAUCCAAGUGCUGUUUACAUCAGCUACAACUACGGUGAUUCGUUCGAGAAUAAAACCGAAUUCUUCAAGAUUGAGGCUGAACAUGCUGGCGAGGGAUCUGGUGCGUCGUACGCCACACUUGAUAAAUUCUACAACCAUCCGAAAUUCAAUCAAUACUGCAUCUUCGCGGACUCCACGAACAAAGUAAUCUUCGUAACCGCCGACAACGGCAAGAACAUAACCCGCGUAAACCUCCCAUUCCACCCAAGCGAGAUAUCCUUCUACGACAAAGACCCCUCAAUCGUCCUAGCGCUCGACAAAAUCGACCCCGAGCGCCAUCUCUGGAUGACCCGCGACAUGGGCAAAAACUGGUUCAUAAUUCACGAGUACGUAAAGGCCUUCUUCUGGUCCUCCCUGCGUCCCGACAGUGUUCUGAUAGAGCGCGCCGAGCCCUUCGGCAAAAACACAGUCGUCGACGUGAACCUAUCCUCCUCAACGCAGGGUCAACGCGACUCAAAGUUCAUAAUCGAAAACGUUCUGGACUUUGAGAUAAGGGGCGAUUACAUGUUUGCGACAAAAUCCGCAGUCCACCAGAGCGGUAACAAAACCUCGGAAGACCUAGAGUUCUUCGUUUCGUACAAGGGCGACCCCUUCAUCGCGGCUAAAUUCAAUACCGAGUUAGACCGACGAGACUACCACAUAGCGGACGUCUCCAAUAACCGCGUAUUCGUCGCCGUCUCGCACUCGUCAACUCAAUCCAAUCUUUACGUGUCGGAGGGCGUGGGUAAGUCGAUGUCGACAUUCUACCUCUCCCUCGAGGGAGUCCUCGCUUUCUUUCCGAACACAACCUGGCAGUCAACCUGGUUGAACGAUGUGGCGGACGAAGCCUUCACAGACUUGUACAAGGUUGAAGGUUUGAAAGGUAUCUACAUAGCGUCUCAAGUAAAAGAAACUCCGAAGAGUGCGAUUGGCCCCGAAUACCUAGUCUCUUUGAUAACAUUCGAUCACGGCGCGACCUGGAACAAGAUCAAACCCCCAACAGUCAGUCACGAGGGCUUCUACAUCCACUGCCCCAACAACUGCUCCCUCCACCUCAGCCAGAGGUUCAGCCAACUGUACCCGGUCACCAGAUCGGCCUCGAUAAUGAGCUCGAAAUCGGCGCCGGGUAUCAUAAUGGCGACUGGGGUAAUGGGGAAUUCCCUCAAGGGUCACCCAGCCCUCUAUGUCUCUCGCGAUGCUGGCCUCAGCUGGAAGCAAGUCCUCAAGGACUACUACUUCUUCAACAUGGGAGAUCACGGUGGUGUUCUUGUUGCUGUCAAGUACUUCAAGUCUAGAGGGGAAACCCGUGACAUUCUGUACUCCACAGACGAGGGCCGAACCUGGCAGACCUACAAGUUCAACCAGGAUAUGCUGAGGGUCUACGGUCUGAUGACUGAGCCCGGGGAGAACACAACGGUCUUCACGAUGUUCGGUUCCACCCCAGGACAGCACAAGUGGCUCAUCAUAAAGGUCGAUCUGAGUAAGGUUUUCGAUCGAAAGUGCACGAAGGAUGACUUCAAGAUGUGGACGCCUAGCAGCUCAGACCAGCCCGGGAUGUCCUGCAUCCUAGGGAAGAAGGAGACCUUCGCCAGACGAGCGCUGACAGCCAACUGCUACACCGGAGUUGACUACGACCGACCUAUUCAGGUCCAAGUCUGCCCGUGCGACUCUAUAGACUACACAUGUGCUUUCGGAUUCGUUAGAACGGGGAAUCCCCUUCAAUGUGUUCGGGAUCCAUUGAAAAAGUGGUACGAUCCGUACGCAAUUCCCAUCACGUGUGAGCCAGGAAAGUUUUACAAUAGAACCAAGGGAUACAAGAAGAUCAGCGAUGACGAGUGUGUAGGGGGAAACGCCAGGAAGUACGAGCCGGACGAGAUUCCUUGUCCGAUCGACGAAGUUUCGGAGUUUCUGCUGGUGGCCCAGCGCGAGACCAUCGCGAGAAUUGACUUGAGGACGGAGAAACGAGAGAUCCUUCCUGUUCACGAUCUGAAGAAUGUGAUUGCUAUAGAAUUCGACAUGAAGAACAACUGCCUCUACUGGGCGGACAUCGUCAACGACACGAUAGGGCGUCAGUGUUUCAAGGAUGGUAAGAGCUACCCGGAGAUUCUAGUCGAGACAGACCUGAGCUCCAUCGAGGGAAUGGCUUACGACUGGGUGUCCAAGGUCUUGUACUUCGUCGACGGCGUCAAGAUGAGAAUUCAGAUUAUCAGAACGGACUUGCGGACAGCGGGGAGGAUGCGACGGACGAUUCUGGGGCCGAACAAUCUGCAGAAGCCGAGGGGCAUCGCUGUUCAUCCGAUGAUGGGGUACAUGUUCUGGACGGAUUGGACGCCGGGCAAUGCUUCGGUGUCGCGGGCCAACUUGGACGGGAGUAAUGUCAAGAGGCUGUUUACGAAGCCAACGGUCGAGUGGCCGAAUGGCAUCACCAUCGAUCACAUUGCGGAGAGGAUCUACUGGGUUGACGCCAGGGAGGAUUACAUCGCUUCCUCGGAUUACGAUGGCAAGCGCUUCAAGAAAAUCGUCACCGACGACGACAAGGUGUCUCAUCCCUUCGCUGUUGCUGUGUUCAAGGACACGAUGUACUGGGACGACUGGAAGCAGUCGAUGAUAUUCAUGGCUGACAAGGAACACGGAUUGGGGAUAAGCUCGAAGUUGGGAACGCUGACGGGGCUGAUGGAUCUGAAGGUGUUUGCUCACAGUGUUCAGAGUGGAACCAACAAGUGCGAGAACAGCACGUGCUCUCACAUUUGUCUAGGAGCGCCAAAUGACAAUUUCGUGUGCCUGUGUCCUGAUGGAAUGGAGAUGGUGGGCGGAAAGUGCAUGUGUCCUGGUGGCAUCGCUCCUUACGACAACUCCACGUGUCCCAAGGUGGCUAGCACCUGCGCGGCGAAUCAGUUCGCUUGCAGCAAUGGGGUCUGCAUUCCGGAGUCCUGGAAGUGCGACGAUGAUAACGACUGUGGGGAUAACUCGGAUGAGGAGUCUUGCAACAAGAGAACUUGCGAGCCCAACAAAUUUGAAUGCGACGAUGGCAAGUGCAUCUCGAACUACUGGGUCUGCGAUCUGGAUAGGGACUGCAAGGAUGGGAAGGAUGAGAUGAACUGCACUUACGCCGAGUGCACGAAUUCACAGUUCACUUGUGAUAAUGGAAAGUGUAUUGCUUCCAGAUGGCGUUGCGAUGGUGAGAACGACUGCAAAGACAAUUCCGAUGAGCAGAAUUGCACCACCUCCGUUCCCUCGAGCACCUGCAAGUCCGACGAGAUAGCCUGCGCUUCGUCCAACAACUCCUGCAUAUCCCGUGCUUGGCGGUGUGACGGUGAAAAAGACUGCGCUGACGGCUCAGACGAGAAGGACUGCGCUGGAAAGGAGUGCGAGGAUUUUCAAUUCACCUGCGACUACAGCCCAGACUCCCACCUGUGCAUCUACAGUUCGUGGGUGUGCGAUGGUGAGAAGGACUGCGCCGACGGCAGCGACGAGCUCAACUGCACAGUCCCAGUGAUUCCACCACCGGAUCCCACAGAUCUCUGUCACGAGUGGAUGUACAUGUGCAAUAACAAGAAGUGUGUACCUUACUGGUGGAAAUGCGACGGUGUCAAUGACUGCGGUGAUCAGUCGGAUGAAUUUGGCUGUGGCCACACGGACUUCCCUGAGUGGCCCAUAACCACCGAGGCCCCCAAGCUCCCCACACUCUGCAGGGAGCACCAGUUCCAGUGCUACGAUAAGAAGUGCGUGGAUGACUCGUGGGUUUGCGAUGGCACUCCUGAUUGUAAAUUCGGGGAGGAUGAACUGCACUGCCAAGGGACACACGUGGGAUGCCAGAGGGAUCAGUUCAUGUGCAGGAUGGAUGGCUCUUGCAUACCACUUGCCAAUAUAUGCAAUGGGGUCGAGGAUUGUCCGGAUCAAUCGGAUGAAUUAGGUUGUAACGAAAGUCAACACCCCAGUCCCGCUGCCACUCCCUCCUGUCACGCUGGCUUCUUCCCCUGCGACGAGACAAGAUGCCUGCCCUCAUCGUCCUACUGCAACGGCAAACAGGACUGCUUCGACGGUUUCGACGAGACCAACUGCGAGAAGAACAACACUCGCGUCUACCAGGUAAUGACACUGGGUGUCGACGAGCCAGCCACCAAUUCCACAAGCCUCCUCCUCUUCUGGUUGAUGCCCAUACCCAUAAACAUCACAUUCGAGUUCCUCCCCUCGAUCUCCAAGGCAGAGCCUGGCGCCAAAUGGAAAAAUGCCACCAACUGGAUCCUGGAAACUGAUUACAGAUUCAAUGAUCUCGAGCCUUACACCCCCUACAAUCUCACAGUUUACGUGAGACUGAAGGGUCAGUCCACAGUGUUUCCCACAUUCAAGUACUGGGUGGUGAAAACAGCGGAGGGCACUCCCUCGGAGCCCUGGAAUGUCACAGCAGUUCAGAGGAAUGGAACGAGAGUUGAGGUCUCAUGGAAGCCGCCUCUCCAUCCAAACGGUCCUAUCACCAGUUAUGAGGUGCACGUGUCACCCCCAGGUCUCCAUUUCUCCGUCCAAAAAUCCACAUCUCACGUCAUCGAUAUACCAUUUACAGCUGGUGAAACUUACUCCUUCUGGGUGGUGGCGAAAAAUCGUGAUCACGACUCCAACUCGUCGACUGUUUUCAAGCUGACAUUCGAUGGCUCAGCGAAUAUAGACGACAUCAGGGGUCUCAGGAUCAUCGAGACAACCAAUAAUUCAGCUCACCUCGCCUGGGACAAACUCACUGGUGUCGAUGGCUACCACGUCACCCCUCGCGCCCCUCUGCCAUACCCAAUGCUGAAGACAUUUUCAACUCUCAAUAAUGACUUUGUGGUGCCAAAUUUGGCGCCUGGGGUGCAGUACAUAUUCGAGGUGAAUGCCAUGAAGAAGACGUAUAUUGGGAAAAUUGUGCAGAUCAGUGGAACGACGAAGGGGACACCUCUGCCGACGCUCACUGAGUUUGUGACGGUACCCAAGAAGUCGGAUGGUACCACUGCCAAGAUCAGCUGGGAUCCUCCCAAGACUGGGAGAAAGGUCAAGUGGCAGUAUGCUGUGCAUUAUGCCCUGAAUAUGCAGGAUUUGUUCAAGGAGCCGAAACUCGUGACGAGCAAUCUUACGACUUCGAUCAAGGAUCUCGAGGCCUGUGAGUCGUACGUCUUUGCAGUGGGGUUGUACGGCCCCUACGGUGCUGGGCCACUGUCUCCACCGAUGAAUGUUCCCACUUACUACAAUGCUAAGGCACCUCCAAAGAACCUUCGUGUGACAGCCUCCAGCAAACCAGACACGAUUAUCGUCUCGUGGAGCGCCAGCUGUUCAAUGCUCGAUGAGCCAGUCAACUACACAAUUACUGUCAGUGAUCUAAUGAUGAAUAAGACAACAGUGGUGACACUUCCAGCCACCAAUGAGACUGUUAUCAAGCACACUUUCAGGUCAAUCAAGCAUGGGGGAAUGUACAGAAUUAGUGUUGCCACUGAUGUCAAUGAUGCCAAGCCCAGUCAGCCUGUUGUCUACGUAGCUCCACCCAUUCCUUCGCCCCAUCAGCUCCACGUUAUGCCCGACGAUGGCAAGUACAUCGUCUACUGGCAGGAGAGGGAACUACCGGAGACACUGGAGAAUAACACUCAGUAUCAUUAUGAGGUACUUGUCAGCGAGGACUCGCGCACUGUCAAUGAGUCCGGUGCCAAAGUUUACAAGUGUAAGCAGCCACCGUUUAUCUACAAGGAUGCCAAGCCCAGUGUCAUUUAUUCGUUCGCUGUCAAGCUGGUCACUGACGAGGGCUACAGCAGCUUGCUGAGCGAAACGCAGAGCAUUAAAACUCCUUCUGUUGCAACAUGGCCAGUGACGAUAAACCCCUCGAACAUCCUCUCAAUCGCCAUCCCAGUCUGCCUGCUGAUAGUGGCUCUAGGUGCUGGUCUAGCGUAUUUCUUCGUGAGACACAGAAGACUGUCGAAUAGUUUCACACAAUUCGCCAACAGUCAUUACGACACGAGACGGGGUCAGGCUACUUUCCCGGGUACAACGGAUGCUCUCGAUGAAGAAGACAGUCCUGUGAUUCGAGGCUUCUCCGACGAUGAGCCACUGGUAAUAGCGUAAAGUCAUAUUGAAAAAUAAUAAAUGAAAAUUAAGAUAUUUCAAACGUAUGCAGUAAAAUUAAAUAAGCAUUAUUAUAACGAAAACGACACUACUACUACUGAUUUCUUUUUUGAAUCAUCGAUAGAAUUUUCGAAAGUGAUCGUUGAGGGGAGAAGGAACAAUUUAUUACGUAAUUAAUUAUCUUCGUUAAGAGGAAAAUUCAGUUUGGGGUGAUAAAAACGAAAUUGAAAAUCAUGUCUAGUUUAUUUCGUGAAUAUCUCGAGAACGAGUUGUCCUAGGCAGAAAAGUGUUAUGACCUUUUUUGUAGCUGUCAGAAAUUCCAACAAAAAAUUUCUUCUGACAUUUUCUCCUCAAGUCAAUAGUUGACGAGAUAAUCGAGGAAUAAGCGGAAUACUUUGGGGUUCCCCACUUUUAUCACUUUUGUACAGAAUCAAGGAAAUUCAUUUGUAUUAAAUUAAAGUAAUUCUCUUAUAUUUACGAUUCGUUUUCCGUCGAAGGGAGCGUCAAAGAGUCGCUGGUACCCUGUACAUAUUUCAAUCUCUUUAUUUCACGACGAGUAAUUUUUUUAAAUCAUUUUUCUUGUCAAAUAAUAAUUCUUGUUAAUUCUUGUUUCACUGAUGAAUAUUGUUACAUCGAAUUUCAUUUGAAUUGCGAUAAUUGUAUUCUCCGCUUCUGAUAAUUGUCAGUCCUAUAGAUUGUCACGAAUCAGCCAUAACGAAAUUUUUUGAUUGAAAAAAAUAUGAAAAUAGAGAAAUAGAAGAAUUGCCGUCCGGAUUUUCUUCCAUUUGAUUUUCUAUUUUUCCUCUGAUUGUGUCUAUUUUAUUUUUUAACUGGGUAACGACAAGGUGGGAGGUAGAUGGCAUUUAUUUAAGACUGGAAUUGUGCCACAGAAGCGAUUUGUCAUUGGGUGAAAAAAAUAAAAUUAUUAAUAUUUUAAUUUUUACACCGUAAUGACGUAAAUUCAUUUUAUGCUCAUAGUUGAAAUGAAAAAAGUUCUUCUCGUUUUAAGCACGUGUUUUAAUGCACUUUUGUAAUGAAUUUGAUGAUGAGAUGACGUGUCGAUGGAGAAUUUCAUUCGUUGAAUAUUUUGUAUGUGUUCCUGAGGAUUUAUUAUGCUGAUGAUGAGAAUUUUUAACCUGAAAAUAUGAAAUUUUGAAAUGGGAAAACAACUGAAAGUGAGGGGACAGUCGGAUUUGGGGCGGGAGAAGUCUUAUGUUCUUGCCAGUGCAAUAAUUCAUUGAUGAAAAUAGUUAUUCUGUGGUGAAGUGGAGAAAUCAAGUUUUUAUUUUUGUUCAUACUUCAAAUAUCUCGGAAACGAGGGGUUCUCGAGGGGAAUGUCAUCGGACCUUUUUUGCAGCUGAUGAAAUUUUCUGCGAAAAAUGUAUCUGGAUAUUUUCUCCAAGAAUCAGUAGUUAACGAGAUAAUUACACGAUUCAGAUUCCACUACUGAGCUAAUUUUCUAUUUUCACUGUUUUACCUCUGAUUUUUUUUUGUUGAUCAAUGAUUAAAUCCGACUGUCGAAAGUGUGAAUGAAUUAAUUUUAUUCCUAGAGUCAUCCGGUGAACCGUUUUUAACUGACUGACACGUAAUUUUCUUUCGCAAUUAGCGAUUAAGAAGACAUAAAGUUAAUUGAGGGAAAACGAAGAGGAGAGAAUACGAUUGUAGUCGUUACGUGUAAAUCUUUGAGGAGUAUAAUUAUAACAGUGAUAUAAUAUAUUGUGAGUGUAAAUAAAUGAAGUUGAGGAAAAACAGA
Messenger RNA from Diachasma alloeum, 8427 nucleotides. Its product is annotated as sortilin-related receptor. Gene Ontology annotation, biological process: post-Golgi vesicle-mediated transport. The record is from RefSeq and is a predicted model, not a curated record. Gene Ontology annotation, cellular component: Golgi apparatus; membrane. Bases 162 to 6674 code for a protein of 2170 amino acids. The transcript has 7 exons. NCBI's taxonomy places the organism in Eukaryota, Metazoa, Arthropoda, Insecta, Hymenoptera, Braconidae. Gene Ontology annotation, molecular function: protein binding.